AUGUCUAUCUCCCGCUCAAAAUCCACGACUCAUAUAUACGGCGGCGCCAUCCAAGGCCCUCAUAGUCGCGAGCAGAACAGGCCGCCUCGAGCUCAUCUGUCUCGCAGCAAAAGUGUCCUCGGACACCGUGAACUAACAUCCUCCCCGGUCGUGCGCUCCCCAUCAGGGGAACGCGAGGAUCCAUUCAACCUGUCCAACUUCUUCCCGUCUCACCUCGGUCUGGGGGAGUGGGGAUGGCUUCAGGACGAGACCAAUCACAUAGAGCGCUCUCCGACUCGCUCGGGCUACACCACCCCGUUCGCAGAGGAAGAUGAAUGGAUGCCUGCCACACCACCCGACGUGGAGACGUACAACAGGCCGCUGAACGGGGAGUUGGCGGAGGAGGCGAUUCAGCGCGAAGACAAGCUCGGUAUCUUGACCUUCGGUGACUUCCUCGCUUCACCGCAUGCUGGGAACAAGCACUCGAACGACCAAUUGGUAUCGCCGUAUUCCGAGUACGAUCUGACUGACGACGAGGCUCUGUACCACGCGUUGUCCGCGCAACGCGUCUCGCGCGGGCGGGCGACCGAGCGGGAGGCAGGGACUCAGUUGCGCGGGGGGUUUGACGAGCUUUUUGCUGCUGAGGCUGCCUCGGGCAUCAUGGAGGGCCUGGCGGACGGAGGAUACUCGCUGCUGUAUGGGGGCAUCCGGGGGGCGAUGGACUUGUUUGAUACGCAAUUCUAG
Fomitopsis serialis is the source of this 723-nucleotide messenger RNA. RefSeq lists its product as uncharacterized. Bases 1 to 723 code for a protein of 240 amino acids. The transcript has 2 exons. The record is from RefSeq and is a predicted model, not a curated record. NCBI's taxonomy places the organism in Eukaryota, Fungi, Basidiomycota, Agaricomycetes, Polyporales, Fomitopsidaceae.